AUGAAAAAUAAAAAAAAAGUUCAAAACCUCCUCCUUCCUGAUCCUGUCGUCCUCCUGAUCCGUCAGGAGCUUCUUUUGCCGUGGUCCAUGUGGAAACAUCGGCCCUCUCCCAGAUCGGAUUUCACGUCUGGGAAUGACGAUUCUGGCCCUCACACAUCCGAGCGUGGCAGCACUGCUCGUCCUAAAAAGAAGUCUCCGCUCCCACGUGAAUUAGAAAACGUUGACUCAUUUCUCAAACCUCCUACACUGGUGUUAUGUGAGACGACUGCAUCGCAUUGCCUUGUCUUUGCCGUCGUCCGUCUUGGCCUCUGCUCUUCACCUGGCCUUCCCUCUCACUUCAUCCCCACUGACCGUGACAAAUCCAAUAUAUUGGCAGACUUCUUUUCUAAUUCCAAAUCUCGUUCGCCACCUCCGCCACCCCGAACCUUUACCUAUAUACCUCUAGAGCGCCCUGAAACCGGUUACUCUGCUCAUACUGCCCGGUCUCGCGCUCCCUCUGCCACAAACAACUCCGUCUAUUCCAGCCAACAAGACCCCGGCUGGCCGUCUGAUUCCCACAACUCGUCGCGUGUGUCCUUCAACUCCAGGUCAGGCAGGCCAAUGGCGGGCUUAAUGGAUGUUGACCGCACUCGGACGCGGAGAGACAGAACGUUCGUCGGCACUGAGUGCGCCAUCUGCGACGAGCCACUGGAACAUACCUUGCGCGGUGAACGUGUUCUCCAAUUCUCCUGCACUCAUGUCUCACAUGAAGCCUGCUUUUAUGAAUAUAUUCGCGAAUUCGAGGGCCAGUACUGCCCAACAUGCGAUGCGCCGUUAGGGCUUGAUACUAGCCGUGGGGGAAAUAUGCUGGAUCUCGAGAAACUCAGCAAUAUUGUCCGCUCUGUGACUAGCGAUGCUGCGACUCAUCGAAGUGGCAUGUCUAAUCUUCCUCCCUGGGAACCUGUCCCAGCUCAAGCACGACGGCCCAGUGAUGCUGGAAGUCAUGCAGGAAGCCGGCCCCUUAACCGUGACAGUCGGGAUACUUACGUCAGACGUGACAGCCGCGACAAUAGCAGCCACCGCGAACGGGUCGAACGUCUGACCAUGGGUUCCCGCCAACACCACUCGCGGAACGGAAGUGUUGCUGGUUCAUCCGAUUACAAUGAGUCGCAUCAGCAUGCCGCCAAUGGAAGACGCCAUGAUUAUGACGUGCAAGCUAUGGAGUCUGACCUCAGCCCCCGUCCCGCUGUCACGAAGAAUCCCAUCCCGGCGCCAACGGUGACUAUCCGCAGCGAGUUCCCGACGCUUAAUCGCUCACGCCAGCAGCAGUCUUUAACAUGCCUGAUAACGGUAGAAGUGCCUGAGGGCAGCUGGCAGCCCGAUGCAAGCGACCUUACUGCGAAUGGCAAAGACCAGCCCCAAGACGAACCUUACGGCGCAAUGCGUUUCCCCCCUAACCAGGAGCCAAAACCAAUUCCUCAUGAAAGCCAGGAGAACCUGGACGAUCUGGCAGAGGAUCUGCGGAACAAGGUGGACAACUGGCACGGCCUAGAAUUCAACCGGUAG
This is a messenger RNA of Aspergillus niger, 1545 nucleotides long. RefSeq lists its product as uncharacterized. The transcript has 5 exons. The coding region runs from base 1 to 1545 and encodes 514 amino acids. NCBI's taxonomy places the organism in Eukaryota, Fungi, Ascomycota, Eurotiomycetes, Eurotiales, Aspergillaceae. The record is from RefSeq and is a predicted model, not a curated record.